ACACGCGAAGCUUCUCUCUCAGAUCUCUGUAGACACUGACGUUUUUUUUCAGGGCACAGCAAAGCAAAUCUUCAACACCGUUAUUCCUCCUCCGCUCUCUCUCAGUCUCCAGUCAGUUUCUAUUGAUGCUCGCCUCGUUCCAGGGUUGAGAGCAAGCUGCUUGGAGAUUUCCAGGAAACUAUAUUGCAACAUCAUUUUGAGGACAACGCUUCACCAAAUAACAAGCAGCAAAUAACCUGAAGGAUAUGUACUCUGAAGAAAAAAUAUAUAUAUAUAUUUCUCACAAGCUAAACAUAUUGUAUUGUACUUGGCUAUAUUGGCUAAAUUGUGAAUAAAGAAGACCCGUGAUUAACUCUGCGCCGCACUAUGCUACCCACAGUGGUGAACGCACCUGUUAGUGUUACUUUGUUUUGGCUUUGAAACAUCAUUGCCUUUCUUGAUUGAAAAACAAAACAAAAAAACUACAUUUCGGAGUAGUUCCACAGAUAAAGGACUCAGCAUUUGACAAUUGUAUCAAGAUAUGGAAAACUGAAAAAAUAUGUUUUACUGAAGCAAGCGUGUCUGAAAAACUUUGCAAAGGAUGGGCACUAAAACAUGAAUGGGACGACCACCACGUUAACCACAGCCGAAUAUGUGCGUUCACAUUCGGGGGGGUCUGCUUUUGAGCUAAAUACUGUAGGGUAGGCUAAACAAAGACUAGCAGUGUUCGCUUAAAUAAUUUAUGGAGCACGAAUUUCUCCUUUUUGGUUUAGAAUACUGUAAUAACUAAACUGCUUUUAUUGGUUUGUCAAGGGUGUCAAUUAAUGGACAUGUUUGUCCUAAUGUUAAGCAGUGUGCGGUGCAAUAAUAAUAAUAAUAAUAAUAAUAAUAAUAAUAAUAAUAAUAAUAAUAAUAAUAAUAAUAAUAAUAAUAAUAAUACUACACUUCAUAACAAUAAUAAGCAAAGCAGCGGUGGUGUAGUGGAUUUCUUUUUUUAAUAGUUGAGGAUUUAUAAACCCAAGUCGAAUUUGUCAUUGAUCAGAUGCACCAUGAAAUCGCUCUUUUACAGUCGGUUCUUCAUCCUUCUGCCUUGGGUUCUGAUAGUAAUUAUAAUGAUAGACAUUGACACCAAGAGAUCCUCCUCAUCCAGGAGUCCAGCACAUCCAUAUUUCUCAAGACUAGGGAAUUCCCAGCGACUGGAUAGAGCACCCCACAAUGGCAAUAAUAAUUACUCGUCUUUGCCAACUAUCUAUGCCAUAACCCCGACAUACAGCCGGGCGGUACAGAAAGCGGAGCUCACCCGCUUGGCUAACACUUUCCGCCAGGUACCACGUUUCCAUUGGAUUGUGGUGGAGGAUUCUAACAUGCGAACGGAGCUCGUAUCACGCUUCUUAGCGCGCUCGGGGGUCCCUUACACACACCUGCAUGUGUUGACCCCCAGGAGGUAUAAGCGAGCUGGGUUACCGAGGGCUACCGAACAAAGGAACACGGGGCUCGGCUGGCUCCGCCAGCACCGUUCCGCUCGGGACUCCGGGGUCGUCUACUUUGCAGAUGAUGACAACACUUACAGCCUGGAGCUCUUUGAGGAGAUGCGCUCAACACGGAAGGUGUCAGUGUGGCCAGUGGGUCUGGUGGGUGGCCGUCGGUAUGAACGCCCCCUAGUGGACAGAGGCAGAGUGGUGGGCUGGUACACGGGCUGGAGAGCAGACAGGCCCUUUGCCAUUGACAUGGCAGGAUUUUCAGUGAAUAUUCAAGUUAUUCUGGCAAAUCCCAAAGCUGUAUUCAAACGCCGGGGAUCCCAGCCAGGAAUGCAGGAAUCCGAUUUCCUAAAGCAGAUAACAAAAGUGGAGGAACUUGAACCCAAAGCACAGAAUUGUACCAAGGUCCUCGUUUGGCACACUCGAACUGAAAAAGUGAACCUAGGGAAUGAGCCGAAACAUCACCAGGACAGCAUUCACAUUGAGGUUUAAUAAAAGGUAGUAUUACAAAAAGGCACACAGGGAAGGCUGGAAUACAAAAUGCUUAUCAUAGUUGAUCUUCCCGGCUUUCUUCACUCUGUCUCCGUGAAACAGGACCAGGUACUCAUGUGAUGGACCUUUAUCCGAUCUCGAAGGAAUAUCAGAUGACUUGGGAACCAAAUAUAAUGUGUUUUUGUCUCCACCUGCAUGUAUUUGUAUUCUUCUUCCAAACUCUAUUUAACACUGUCUUCUGAUAUGGAUCAGUUCAGUCCUGUGAAUGAAGUCUGACAUUUAUACAUUUUAAGAAGGCAUGUAAAAUGGAUAUGGGAUAGGCCUUUUUUUGGAUUUCCUGUCACCUUC
Messenger RNA from Acipenser ruthenus (sterlet), 2297 nucleotides. RefSeq names its product galactosylgalactosylxylosylprotein 3-beta-glucuronosyltransferase 2. NCBI's taxonomy places the organism in Eukaryota, Metazoa, Chordata, Actinopteri, Acipenseriformes, Acipenseridae. Gene Ontology annotation, cellular component: Golgi membrane. The record is from RefSeq and is a predicted model, not a curated record. Gene Ontology annotation, biological process: carbohydrate metabolic process; chondroitin sulfate proteoglycan biosynthetic process. The transcript is spliced from 4 exons. Bases 1029 to 1949 code for a protein of 306 amino acids. Gene Ontology annotation, molecular function: galactosylgalactosylxylosylprotein 3-beta-glucuronosyltransferase activity.